AUGCCUCGCUCCAUCCUCGCGCUCCCGCUGCUGCUGCUGUCCUUGCUGUGCCUCGCGCGUGAGAGUGCGUGCCAGCACUACUACGCGCUGCGUCCGGCGCCGAGCGACGCCCUGCCGCUCGUGGAGCUGCACGAGGACCCGGAUCCUGCGCUGGACCCCGGAGAGCGCGAUCUGAACGAGACCGAGUUGAGGCGCGCGCUCGGACACUUUGAUGCGCGCUUUCUGUCCACAUCGCCUCCGCUGCCUCCGGAGCAAGAAGAGCAGCGAGAGCACGAGCGCCACCUCGCGGGUGGCAGCGGCGACCUCCACGCGGGGCUGAAGAAGAAGAUGAAGAAAAAGCUGCAGCAGCAGAAGAAAAAGCGGCGGAGGCGCCUGUGGCUGCGCGAGCGCACGCUCUGCCCCGUGGCGCACGCGUGGAGUGACCUGGGCGCGCGCUUCUGGCCGCGCUACGUGCGCCUCGGUAGCUGCAGCCGCGAGCGCUCGUGCUCGGUGCCCGCGGGGAUGCUGUGCACGCCCGCCGCAUCCACACACGUGACGCUGCUGCGCUGGAGAUGCGCGAGACGAGGGACGCUCAAGUGCGCCUGGAUCCGCGUGCACUAUCCCGUCAUUACUGAAUGCAAGUGUUCGUGCACGAGCAGCUGA
Molecule: messenger RNA, 642 nt
Organism: Colossoma macropomum (tambaqui)
Lineage: Eukaryota; Metazoa; Chordata; Actinopteri; Characiformes; Serrasalmidae
Product: noggin-1-like
Exons: 1
Coding region: 1-642 (213 amino acids)
Biological process (GO): dorsal/ventral pattern formation; negative regulation of cell differentiation; osteoblast differentiation
Source: RefSeq, a predicted model, not a curated record